Messenger RNA from Zophobas morio, 2716 nucleotides. Its product is annotated as serine/threonine-protein kinase TNNI3K-like. NCBI's taxonomy places the organism in Eukaryota, Metazoa, Arthropoda, Insecta, Coleoptera, Tenebrionidae. Gene Ontology annotation, cellular component: ciliary inversin compartment. Gene Ontology annotation, molecular function: protein kinase activity; protein binding; ATP binding. The transcript has 24 exons. Gene Ontology annotation, biological process: protein phosphorylation; protein localization to ciliary inversin compartment. Bases 1 to 2346 code for a protein of 781 amino acids. The record is from RefSeq and is a predicted model, not a curated record.
AUGGGCGCUUACACAUCACGGCCGGCCACACUAGUUGUCGACUUUUGGAGAGAUGAAUGGAGAACAAAUGAGCUUGCAAAAGCCAAAUAUUUACUAACAGAGAAUGAUUUAUCAUAUAAAACUCCUGUUUCAGGUCUAACGCCUUUACAUGUGUGCGCUAUUACAGGGAGUUAUGAAUGCGCUCAAUACUUUAUACAGAAAUUCUCAGGUGAUGUCCCCUUAUUAACAAGAAAUGGUGUUUCGGCUCUGCACCUUGCCUGUUUUUACGAUCAAGAGCCCAUUGUUCAACUGCUUAUUCCUUUCUUGAAGGGCACUAUUUCCCCAGAGAACGGCAUCACUGCGUUACAUUUGUGCUGUUGGAUAGGAAACAUAAAGCUUGUGAAAUUGUUACUUAAAAGUGGGGUCCACGUCGACUUAAGCGAUUCGCAAGGCUUCACGCCUCUUCAUAUUGCCUGUCAUCGCGGUUUUGACCCGAUCGUUAAACUUCUACUUUCUUGUGGUGCCUGCCCUUCCGCCGUCUCAGCUAACUUGGAUACACCUCUUCACUUGUCCUGUUACGAGCAUCAUCACAUAGUGUGUGCGCUGCUUCUCUCUCUCAACGGCUUCUUUUUUGAAACGAAAAGCCCUACAGCUGUUUGUGAAAUUAGCCAACGGAAAAGCACAGAAUCCAUUAUUAUAAAUAGAAGGUCGGACAGCCAUGUGAACGCUCUUCCUGAGGCAAAAUCUCAUCCUGUUUCUGUGCUUCUUGACGACUUCAACUCGAACCAAAAAGACCAAAAAAAUAUCUUAUCUCCUGAAGACGAUACAAAUAAAUUUCUAGCGACUCUUGUCAAAAGGUCAGGGUCCUUUUCUACGGGGUCGGCCAGACGGAAAAGCCAGAAUGAAGAAGCUUUCAUCGACUUUCCUUUAUGGGAGAUCAAGAAAGCUCCUCAGGGGGCUCCCUCUCCCGUGGACGUUAAUGCGCAGGACAAGGAGCUGAACACACCGCUUCAUUUUUGCAGCAGAAAAGGCUUCAAAACUAUUGCCGCCUGGUUACUUGCUGCUGGGGCAGAUCCUUCCGUCGUCAAUGUGUAUGGGGACACACCCCUCCACAGUGCUUGUUAUGGUAGGCAGUUUGAACUGGUUUAUAUGCUCCUUCUAAGCUCGAGUGGUGAAAUAAAUAUGAGCCGGUUUAAUAUUUUCUCCGAGUCUCCCUUACAUGCUGCUUGCACCUCUGGCGCUUCGGAUCGGAUAGUGCGACUCCUUAUAAGCCGCCCGUCUCUAAACGUUAAUAUUCAAGGGCCGGAUGGCCACACUGCUCUCCACUCUGCUUGUUGGAAUGGCCACGUCAACACAACAUUACUUCUAUUGGAGCACGGCGCUGAUAUCAGUAAGACAACUUUUGAUGGCAGCUCUCCUAUGAAAUGGGCUUACACAAAAGGCCACGACGACAUAGUGGAACUCCUUCAAACUUAUUCUGGUGAUCGAGAAUUGUUCCCGAUCCCUUCGCCCUUGGGUAAAGUUCGAGCCAUCACUCAAGGAAAAGUAGAAAUAGUAAAACUCCGUAAUUUUCUAAAUAAAGACUUAAAAGUCGACGGCAAAGGCAUCACCUUUCUGGAAGCCAUAGGAAACGGAUCAUUCGGGAAAGUAUAUAAGGCCGAAUUUUUAGGAAAGAUUGUUGCCGUUAAGAGACUUUAUUCUCACUCUAUUCGAGGACGCUCAGACGUGGAUAUGUUUGUCAAAGAAGUAAGUAUACUCUGCUCGCUAAACCAUGUGAACAUCAUUAAAUUCUUUGGCGCCUGCACCACGGACCCUACGCAAUUUUGCAUUCUGACGGAAUAUUGCGCUAAUGGAAGCCUGCAUGACACUUUACACGUUGAGCACGUAUUUUUUGGGAUGCCCAAGAAACUUUCUAUAAUAUUGGGAGUUGCAAAGGGAAUGAAGUAUUUGCACACCUUGCCUGUCCCCAUCAUACACAGAGACUUGAAUAGUUUCAAUAUAUUGCUGAAGAGAAACUACGAGCCGGUUAUUGCUGAUUUUGGAGAGGCUCGUUAUUUGGACACCAAUAAUGGCGGUACAUCCUUUAAAGAACUGACUCGGCAGCCCGGAAACCUGAGGUGGAUGGCCCCUGAGGUGUUUGCUCAGAGCAGUAAGUACACCCUCAAAGCAGACGUCUUCAGCUUCGCCUUGUGCGUAUGGGAGCUUCUCGCACUUCAGGUCCCCUUCCGUCAGUUGCAGCCGGCGGCAGCAGGAGCAGCCAUGGCUUACCACCACCACCGUCCGGCCAUUCCGAAGUCCUGUCCGGCGUAUCUUUCUGUGUUACUAAGGCAGGCUUGGGAAUCUUCUAUAGGAAAGAAUUACUUAUGAGCCUUUGAUAGAAGUUUAAUGACAUGAUUUUGUUAUAAUAUUUGGUACCAGACGAAAUUUGCACAAACUACUAACGUUAUCUUUUAAGUAAAUUAAUUACUGUGUACUUUAUAAAUUAGUAUUUUCUUUCUGAGAAUAACUGAGGAAAACUAUAAGAGACCCAACUUUUCUGAGGUGUGCGCUUGGUUAGAGGCCCAUAUGAAUGAAAAAGAAAUUCACGACGCAGAUAUUUCCCUCGGAAUAAUCAUGUUGAAGGAAAGGCUCAAAAAUGAAAAAAUAAUGAAUGCGGUCCCGUAUGGAAUGGAAAUAGACAAAAGAGGAUACGUGUGCGGACUCUCACGGAAUUGAAAAAGUUUCCAUAUAAAUUAUA